Messenger RNA from Nilaparvata lugens (brown planthopper), 1240 nucleotides. RefSeq lists its product as uncharacterized. Bases 152 to 907 code for a protein of 251 amino acids. Gene Ontology annotation, cellular component: MICOS complex. Gene Ontology annotation, biological process: cristae formation. The transcript is spliced from 6 exons. Lineage: Eukaryota; Metazoa; Arthropoda; Insecta; Hemiptera; Delphacidae. The record is from RefSeq and is a predicted model, not a curated record.
AUUGUAAUGUCAGCUGACAUCUUUCACGUCUGCUCUUCUUGAAAUCAAACAUCCUUGAAAACGGUCGUGGCAUUGACAAAAUUGUCAAUUUUCGUUUUAAAUGUAGUUAAAAAUAAUUUUGGAACAUUUACCGGGUUCAAAGAAAAAUCCGAUGUAUAACCUUAAGUUAUUACGACGCGCCGUAGUUCCGGCCGGUGUGGGUGCAGCCGCCACAUUGUUCACCGUUUCGGCCGCCAAACCAGUCCCCCCUCCCCCUCCACCCGCCGAUUGUGACCCCAGCAAGACCCUAGUACGACCGCGCGAUCUACCCAUCUACAGUAUUGACCCACCCUGUCUCACACAGCCUUCGUCAUCUGCCACGUCGCAAGAUGCGAAUCCGUUCGUCGAUGUGAUCGCCAUUGGCAGGAGGGAAAUUUUGGCUUCCCUCAGCCAACUCGAGAAGGUGCAGACUGCCUUCUGGGAUACUCUCAGAACUGGCAAAGCGCAUACUGAAGCAUCCCUAGCCAUGCUCCGAGACGAAGACAAUGCGACAAUGCGGUACGGAGCGAUCGGCGGAGGGGCAUUUGUCGGGCUGUUGCUGAGCGCGCGAAAAGGAAAAUUCAAAAAGUUGCUCUACAUGUCAACUUUCUCGCUGGCGGUAGCGUCGCUCUGCUACCCGGAGGAGGCCAGUGUCUAUUCUGCUGACGCGGCGCGACUGGCGAAGCGAUACGCUAACAUUGCUUAUCAUUUCGCUGUUGGAGUGCUAGAGGACAUGGGAGUAUCGGUGCCCAAAGUUGGCAACCCUGUCGACUAUGUUCAGGAGCUUCUGGGUCUGAGGGAGUCGGUGAAAGGCCCAGGCAGCGCUGUGCUAUUGCCCCCACAACAGGAGACCCCCAGUCAUCUAGUGGCCAGCAAACCACACAAAUAAAAGAGGUGAGCCAGACCUGGAUUUUGUGGACGCCCCACCAGACGAUAUAGAAGAAGAACCGGUCAAGAAGAAAGAUAAAAAAGCAGCGAAAGAAGAUAAGAAAGAUACCGCGAAGAAAUAAUAAUUCUGUAUCAUAUUGUCUUCUCAUCCUAGUAGGAAAGAAUGCCAUAAAUUCUGUUGUUAUCUCAAUCAAAACUAUGAGUCAAGUCGCAAUCUAUUGUUGACAAAUAAUUGUAAAUUCUCAAAUUAUCAGUUUAAUUGAAAAUCUAAUUCCAGAAAGAAAUUGUUACAGAGUAUUAUGAAUAAUAAAUCGAUAAAUUAGUCUUAAAAAUC